Monomorium pharaonis (pharaoh ant) is the source of this 3334-nucleotide messenger RNA. RefSeq names its product DDB1- and CUL4-associated factor 8. Lineage: Eukaryota; Metazoa; Arthropoda; Insecta; Hymenoptera; Formicidae. The transcript has 11 exons. The record is from RefSeq and is a predicted model, not a curated record. Gene Ontology annotation, cellular component: Cul4-RING E3 ubiquitin ligase complex; cytoplasm. The coding region runs from base 428 to 2782 and encodes 784 amino acids. Gene Ontology annotation, molecular function: protein binding.
UUGCAGAAACCCAGAAAGAUAAACGAUCUACUUUAAAUUCAGUUUUGUCUUCGUAAAGUUGUGAUGAUAAAAAUGCCUUGCAAUGUUUCGUCUUUCUGAAAUGUCAAACAACAAAUUUAAAAUUUCUUUAAAAUAGAUCACAUUAAACAAUCUAUCUCAAAUUCCACUUUAACCUUGCAUAAUUAUUAUUAUUAUGUUUGUUUUGCUGAAAUGUCAUGUAGUGUCAACAUAAAGCUUCUUGAAAAAAGAUUUCAAUACUGUUUGUCCAAGUUGUAAGAAUAAAUCAGUUUAUUAUUAUUUGUAUUAAUUAAUAAACUGUUUUCAGAUAAUCUGGAUAUGUUGCUGGUGCAAGUUGUACUCGUUUGAAGAAAUGGCCAUUGGCAGUUAGGCCUAAACAAGAACACAUAUUUGAAAUUUCGAAAAUAAAAUGGACCCUGAAAGUAAACCUAACAACAUCAGCAAUGAUACCGAGAUAAGACUUUCUGACACCAAGGAUUCCAAGGAAGACAGUGAAGAGCAAUCUAGAAAGGUGCAGUCGAAUUCGCCAGAGGAUCCAAACGUCUCGAGAAAUGUGGACAGUUCUAGUAGUGUUACAUCCAGGAGCGGUGUUACUUUAAAAGAUGCUAGUCACGUAAUUGAACUUGAUGAUAAUAUUAUUUGUGGAGCUAUGCAAAAUGAACAACAACAAGCGAGCGAGCCUAUGGAGCUCUCCACAGAGAAUGAGAUCAAGACUAAUAAGUGUGAUAAGACUAACAAUGUGUUGAAGGAGAUUUUGUAUGCUACUAGUUGCAAUUCGAUCGAUUUGGAGGCAACUACCUCGCAGGAUAACAGUCCAUCUUCUUCUUGUAUCAAUGAGCCGAAUACGUUGCACUCAGAGAAUAAAAUCAAGAGAAGUAUCUCAAAGGGUCAGGGACACACUGGUAGCGGCACGUCGUUAGACAGAACGGAUGACAGCUCGGACGAGGAUUCGAGUAAGCGACUAAAAUUGAAUAAAAAUGCACGUGACGCUAGUAAUGCUAAAAACGUAAAUGAUGACACGGUGACGUUUCAAAGAAACAAAUCAAAAGCGAAACAGCGAAAUUAUCGCAAGAGGCGAAACGUAAUGAGUGACAAUGAAGACAGCUCCGGAAACACCUUAUCUAAUGAGGCAAUGAGGGAAGCUGGUAUUCUUGACGUGGAUGAAGAAAAUGUUGCAUCUGCCAGUACUAGAGAUGAAUCAGCCCAAAAUGAGGUGUCAAACAGAAGUUCAGGAACUCAUAGAGCGGGAUCAGAGACACCUAAUGACGAAUCUGAUCGAUACAAAGAUGAGAGAGGCGAGUCGAAUGAAUGGAGAGCGAGUAACGAUGACGAAUGGGAUGAAGAGGAAGAAGAUGAGGAUGAGGACGAAGAUAUACCUCAUUGCCUGAAGAUUGAGAAGCCACCACCUAAUUGGCGUAUAGUGCCAGAAGUGCUGAAUCGUCAAAUAGGUAGCAAUCCUAUGUUUCAAAGCAGAUUCUAUGGGUCUCUACAUGCGGUAGAGCGGCUCGAGCUUAUGUAUCAUUUGACCGAGCAUCAGGGUUGCGUGAAUGCCUUAAACUUCAAUCAAAAAGGAAACUUGUUAGCGAGUGCCUCUGACGAUUUAGCAGUUAUUAUUUGGGACUGGGCCCUAGGGAAAAAACGUCACGGGUUUAUGAGCGGUCAUACAAGCAAUAUGUUUCAAGCCAAGUGGUUGCCAUUAGAUGUGGAAUAUCUUAUGGUUACUUGUGCCAGAGAUGGACAAGUACGUUUAUUAGAUCUUAUACAUGACAAAUCGAAGAAAUUGGCGGCGCAUCGUGGACCAUCACACAAAUUGGCUGUGCAUCCUGAAACACCUCAAGUAGUUUUUUCUGCUGGAGAAGACGCAAGGGUAUUUGCUAUAGAUAUUCGAGAGAGCAAACCAAACAAAUUACUUUUAGUAAAGGAAAAUACAUCAGAGGUGCAAUUGUUCAGUAUACAUUCUAAUCCUUUUAAUAGUAAUGAAUUUUGUGUUGGCGGUCGCUCUCAUUUCGUGAGAGUGUACGAUCGACGAAAAGUUGCGACACCGCUUUAUAAAUUGUGUCCCGAUCAUUUGACAGGAAAUAAGCACGCGCACGUAACGUGCGCUGUAUAUAAUCACAAUGGAACCGAGAUUCUUGCAUCGUAUAAUGACGAGGAUAUAUAUCUAUUUGACAGAUUAAUGUCGUCAAACGUGUCGUGCGUAGAUUAUGCUCACAGAUAUCAGGGUCAUAGAAAUAGUGCAACUGUAAAGGGAGUCAAUUUCUUCGGACCUAAAAGCGAAUAUGUUAUAUCUGGAUCCGAUUGCGGUAACAUAUUUAUUUGGGAUAAAAAUACGGAAGCUGUUGUUCAGUGGAUGGCAGGAGAUAAGCAAGGAGUUGUAAAUUGUUUGGAAGGACACCCGCAUAUUCCAAUUCUUGCAACAAGUGGAUUGGAUUACGAUGUUAAAAUUUGGGUGCCUUCUUGUGGAGAACCUCCGACAAUGAAAUCAUUCGCAAAUUGUGUCAAAUCCAAUGCAAGAAACAGGAAGCAAGAAAAUGUGCCUGAUUCAUUCGAUGGCCAAUUACUUUGGAUUUUACUAAGACAUAUUCGUCACAGAGAGAGAGUACGUAAUCUUUAUACACGUUACGGAUUUGAGGGCCCAAAUCGAGAUGAAAAUGAUGAUGAUGAAGAUUAUCACUUCGAUUCCUCGAGGGACAGUUCCUCUGAUGACAGUGAUAAUCAAUCGGAAGGUGAUGACGUUAGAAGAAUACAGUGCCCUCCAUCUUAAAGUUGUUUAACGUAAUUUGAUAUUAUGAGGGGGAGUUAUAUAGCGUUCAAGGCAUUCAUAUUAGUCGUUUCAUGAUAAUAAAUUCUACUGGAUUAAUGUGUCAAUAGCUUUAUAUAGUGGAGUGUAUAGCAGGGGACUGCAACGUAUCAAUUAAACUUCGUAUUCUAGUUGCGAUUGAUCUUUUUUAUCAGCUGGAAAUAAUCGGUAGUGUGAACUACACACAAGUAGUUUACAGUUGUAUUGUAAUUUUUGAAUAUAUGUAUGUUGAAAUGAAAGAUAAAGGCUAUGUUUUGAUAAGAUGUAUGGCAACCGAUGGAAAGAAGAGAAAUGGGAGAAACUUAUUUCAUAAUAAGUUGCAACCACAAUUAUAAAGCCGGAAGAAAUGCAUAAAAUUUGUCAGCAUUUGUUAUAAUUAACAUUACCUCUGUUCAUUGUAAAUUUUCUUAUUUAUACGUAUAUUUAAUAUAACGUUAAAAAUCACGCUUUUUGAUUUAGGAUUAAUUUGUUAUUUUAAAAAGUGAUGUAAUAGUAAAAUAUAUUAUAAAUUUGUCA